AAAAGUUUGGUCGUUCUUCUGUCACUUAGUCUAUGAACUGAUUUUGUGAACGACCCCGUUGAUUUUGUUUCAAUUAAAUAAGCGAAAAAAUCAAAUAAAAAAAUUGUUCUACUUUUCCAGCGCACCAUAUAAUUCGAUCAAAAGUUUCUAUAUAAACAGAACCAGAAAGCGAGUCACACAUCACAUGUGUUGGUGUGGCCUGCGUCCGUUUCUCCUCUUUUCCACUCUAAAUCCCUCAAUCGCAAUCAACUCCGACCACCAACGACCACCGUCCAUGGCGGCCAGACUAUCCAUCUCCACCACCUCCACAGCCUCCGCCAACUUCAAUCGAGCGCCGCCGAUCCACCUAAAACCGACCACCUCGCUGGCCGCGCCAUCGGCUCUGCUGCUCACCCCCUCCGCCCUGAAAUUCGGCCGGAUUUUGAGGAAAAAACAUAGUCUGACCGUACGUAUGGUGAUGGAUAGCGGGGAAUCGAGCGGCGGAGCGCAGUCCGCCGGAAUUCCAGAUCCGGCGGUGGAAAGCGCGGCGGCGCGCGCGGUGGAGCGGGCGACGAGGAAGAGAUCAGAGAGAACCACUUAUCUGGUUGCGGCGGUCAUGUCGAGCUUCGGAAUCACGUCAAUGGCGGUCCUGGCCGUUUACUACAGAUUCUCCUGGCAAAUGGAGGGUGGAGAAGUACCAUACGCUGAGAUGUUUGGUACAUUCGCUCUCUCCUUUGGGGCAGCUGUGGGAAUGGAAUACUGGGCAAGAUGGGCACACAAAGCUCUAUGGCACGCUUCAUUAUGGCACAUGCACGAGUCACACCAUAGACCGAGAGAAGGACCUUUCGAGCUGAACGAUGUUUUUGCAAUAAUUAAUGCUGUCCCAGCCAUUGCCCUUCUUUCCUACGGAUUUUUCCAUAAAGGCCUUAUUCCUGGACUCUGCUUUGGCGCUGGUCUCGGUAUUACGGUGUUCGGCAUGGCCUACAUGUUUGUUCACGAUGGUCUCGUCCACAGGAGAUUCCAAGUGGGCCCCAUCGCCAACGUGCCAUAUUUCAGGAAAGUUGCCGCUGCCCACCAGAUUCACCACUCGGACAAAUUUAAUGGCGUCCCAUAUGGAUUGUUCUUAGGACCAAAGGAACUUGAAGAAGUAGGCGGGCUAGCGGAGUUGGAUAAAGAAAUUGAUAGAAGAAUAAAAUUGUCCAAUCCUUCGUAAAGGUUUUACCAGAGCAUAGUUGGGAAAGAUUCAUGUAAAGUUAAUGUAAGAAUUAUAGGAGUCUUUGGUUUCGUUAAACAAAUAAACCAAAUAGAAAUUAUUUUUAGUGCAUUCCUUUUCAGUGUUUGAUGUUUCUAUAGUUGGAUUCUUUAUGGAUAAUCAGCACUUGGGAAAUGGAUUAACG
This is a messenger RNA of Striga asiatica, 1376 nucleotides long. The record is from the annotation of a GenBank genome assembly. NCBI's taxonomy places the organism in Eukaryota, Viridiplantae, Streptophyta, Magnoliopsida, Lamiales, Orobanchaceae.